CUCAACGAAAACUUCGGGUCUACGAGUCAAUGGCCAAUAAAAGACGCAAGGCCCGCGACCCUCUCACCGGUCUCUAGUCUCUCCACGCGCAAGGAAGAAGAGGGUGGGCUAGGGCGAUCCGGGGGGCGCGACCAUGGCUUACGUCGAGAGAGGUGUUGUGAAAGACAAACGGACAAUUUGGCGGCUAAGCAUAAUUUCUGACUUCUUCAGGGCUAUUGUGAACUUCAUCAGAAUGUUCUUCCUUACAAUGUUCUCGAUUGAAAAAACAGACAGCUAUAGGAAAGGGUAUGGCUCUGGUAAGAAAUGGGAUGGUGGGCCUGGUGGGGGAGGUCCUGGUGGUGGCCCUUAUGGGGGCGGCCGCGGCGGUGGAGGCGGCCUCCGAGGUCCUCGCACACUAUCUGACAUCCGAUCUAACGAUCAGAAUUCUCUCCCUGCUUGUGGAUCCUGCUGCGGUUAACCUGUACAUCUGUCAUUGUGACUGCUGAACUAUGAACGACUCUAAGAUCCUUUUGAUGUCAUUUUUUAGGAGCAAGUCUGAAUUCUGAAAAUUUUAGAACGUAUAUAAUCUUCGCUGGUUAAGCAGGAUAUAAGAACACUUGUUACAUGUUACAUCUUCUGCUUAGAAAGAUCAUCUAUGCAUUGUGACAUUGUCAAAACACGAGUGUAAUACCCAGCACAUAUUAUGCAACUUGUUUCUGACGUGAUCUCCACGUUGCCUUCAUCUGUUCACUUGUAAUUGUGAGUUUAUGCAUGUUUUUAGUCA
Oryza sativa Japonica Group (Japanese rice) is the source of this 763-nucleotide messenger RNA. RefSeq lists its product as uncharacterized. Gene Ontology annotation, cellular component: Golgi apparatus; endoplasmic reticulum membrane. The record is from RefSeq and is a predicted model, not a curated record. Gene Ontology annotation, biological process: calcium ion transport; endoplasmic reticulum calcium ion homeostasis. Lineage: Eukaryota; Viridiplantae; Streptophyta; Magnoliopsida; Poales; Poaceae.